GCAGCGGGGGGCGGGGGAGAGGAAGGAGGGGGCGGGCGCGGGGACGCUAGGGCGAGGCGGCCACGCGGGGCCGGGAAUGUCCGCGGCGCGGGGCCCCAGAGCCGCCCGGUGGCCGUGUCCGGGCGAUGGCUCUCUGCCUGGUCGCCGACUUCGACCUCGGGAAGGACGUGCUCCCGUGGCUGCGGGCGCAGCGGGCGGCGUCCGAGGCCAGCGGGGCCGGAAGCGGCGGCGCAGAUGUUUUAGAAAACGAUUAUGAGAGCUUACGUGUAUUAAAUGUUGAAAGAAAUGGAAAUAUUAUUUAUACAUAUAAGGAUGAUAAGGGAAAUGUCAUCUUUGGAUUAUAUGAUUGUCCAACCAGACAAAAUGAGCUUCUGUAUACCUUUGAGAAAGACUUGCAAGUUUUCAGUUGCUCUGUCAACAGUGAAAGAACUUUGCUUGCUGCAAGUUUAGUUCAGUCUACUAAAGAAGGAAAAAGGAACGAACUUCAACCAGGAUCAAAGUGCUUGACUUUGUUGGUUGAAAUCCACCCUGUUAACAAUGUGAAGGUUCUAAAGGCUGUGGAUAGCUAUAUUUGGGUUCAGUUUCUCUACCCACACUUUGAAAGUCAUCCUCUUCCAGAGAACCAUCUGUUACUGAUUUCAGAAGAGAAAUAUAUUGAGCAAUUUCGUAUCCAUGUCACCCAAGAAGAUGGAAAUAGAGUGGUGAUUAAAAAUUCUGGCCAUCUCCCGAGAGACAGAAUAGCUGAGGAUUUCGUUUGGGCUCAGUGGGAUAUGUCAGAACAGAGAUUAUACUACAUUGACCUGAAGAAAUCAAGGAGUAUCUUAAAAUGUAUCCAGUUUUAUGCUGAUGAGAGCUAUAACUUAAUGUUUGAAGUACCCUUGGACGUAUCAUUAAGCAACUCGGGAUUUAAACUUGUCAACUUUGGAUGUGAUUAUCAUCAAGACCGAGAAAAAUUAUCGAAACACCUGACUCUGUGUGUUUUUACCAACCGUACAGGUAUCCCUCAGCUGUACUCAUCCCUUCAUGCACCAGUCCUAGAGAGCUCAAGGAGGUGGUAUUUUCAGUGGAGACUUGAAGGAAGUUUGUGUGUAUGUUACAGCCCGAAGCAUGCCUCUUGGGAACAAAUCACGUAUUCAGUGUUUUACAUUCAUAAAGGACACAGCAAGACCUUCACCACUUCUCUUGAGAAUGUUGGCUCACACGUGACAAAGGGCAUUACUUUUCUCAACCUUGACUAUUAUGUGGCUGUUUACUUACCUGGUCAUUUCUUCCACCUACUUAAUGUUCAGCAUCCAGACCUGAUCUGCCACAGUCUCUUUCUGACAGGAAAUAAUGAAAUGAUUGAUACGCUACCUCAUUGCCCUUUACAGUCAUUAUCAGGGUCCCUGGUACUGGAUUGUUGUUCUGGAAAGCUCUAUAGAGCACUGCUCAGCCAGUCAUCUUUAUUACAGCUUCUGCAGAACACCCGCUUAGACUGUGAGAAGAUGGCCGCGUUGCACUGUGCGCUCUACUGCGGUCAAGGCGCGCGGUUCCUGGAAGGCCAGAUUAUUCAAUGGAUUUCUGAGAAUGUCUCUGCCUGCCAUUCAUUUGACCUCAUUCAGGAAUUUAUAAUUGCUUCUUCAUAUUGGAGUGUAUAUUCAGAGACAAGUAACGUGGACAAACUAUUGCCACAUUCCUCAGUGCUCACUUGGAAUACAGAAAUUCCUGGAAUAACUCUUGUGACAGAAGACAUUGCAUUGCCUUUUAUGAAGAAGAACCAAAGGGUGGAUAAGUGUACAUUCAUCAUAACUAAAUGGAAAGGGAAAGAAAAGAUGAGUGAGGUGCUCAGCUUUAAGGGCUACUGGGAAAAACUGAACUCCAACCUAGAAUAUGUUAAGUAUGCCAAGCCACACUUCCACUAUAACAACAUUGUGGUCAGGAGAGAGUGGCACAACCUGAUCUCUGAAGAGAAAACAGGAAAAAGAAGGUCCACGGCAUACGUGAGGAAUAUUCUUGAUAAUGCAAUAAAGGUGAUUUCUAACCUAGAAGCAAGAAAUUUGGCGCCAAGAUUAACACCCCUCUUGCAGGAGGAAGACAGCCACCAGCGGCUGCUCAUGGGGCUGAUGGUGUCUGAGCUAAAAGACCAUUUUUUGAGACACCUACAGGGUGUAGAAAAGAAGAAAAUUGAACAGAUGGUUCUGGACUACAUUUCAAAACUGCUGGAUCUCAUUUGCCACAUCCUAGAAACCAGUUGGAGGAAACAUAAUCUUCAUUCCUGCGUUCUCCACUUCAACAGUCGUGGCAGUGCUGCUGAAUUUGCAGUUUUUCACAUCAUGACCAGGAUUCUCGAAGCUACAAAGAGUUUGUUUUUACCUCUGCCUCCUGGUUUUCAUACUCUGCACACCAUCCUUGGGGUCCACUGUCUCCCUUUGCAUAACCUGCUGCAUUGCAUUGACAGUGGAGUGUUGCUUCUCACUGAAACAGCUGUCGUAAGGCUCAUGAAAGAUCUGGACAAUACAGAGAAAAAUGAAAAACUGAAAUUCAGUAUCAUUUUGCGGCUUCCUCCGCUUAUUGGUCAGAAGAUUUGUAGACUUUGGGAUCAUCCUAUGAGUUCUAACAUCAUUUCACGGAACCAUGUGACGCGACUGCUUCAGAACUAUAAGAAACAGCCUCGGAAUUCUAUGACUGACAAGUCAUCCUUCAGUGUAGAAUUUCUGCCUCUGAACUACUUCAUUGAAAUUCUGACAGAUAUAGAGUCCUCCAAUCAAGCCCUGUAUCCUUUUGAAGGAGAUGACAAUGUGGAUGCAGAAUUUGUAGAGGAAGCAGCUCUGAAACACACCACAAUGCUUUUGGGCUUAUGAAAAAGAAAAUGCAAUUGGAUCUGCUGCUGCCAUUUUAAUCUUGCUCAUUAUCCUUACUCCUGUUGAGAAUCUUUUAGCAAUAUUUAAAAUUGGUAACAAAACUAAGAAAUUGUUUAGCCAUCUGAGUUUCAGGUUGGUACAUGUUCAGACAGAACUAUAACUGCUGUAUCACAUUCUAAUUUUGAAUAGCCAGUGAGCAAUCGAGUGUAGAAAAAUGAUAAAUGGUCUAAGAAGGCAUACAGUGGCAUAAACUAUGCUCUUCCUAGUAGCUUAAUAGGCCACAAGCUAGUUUCUGUUGCACUCUGAAAUAAAAUAUGCUUUAAAAAUGUAGGGAACAGUGCUUAGAAAAGCAAAAAUGAGGUGUGUCAUUGAAAUAACAGGAAGAAAAGUUAAAUGUUAUGUAAGAACACUAUUUGGAAAGAGGUUCCUUUUAAAAACUGAGUUUGUACUAAAUCAGAUUUGCCAUGUCCAGCACAGAAUAAUUUGUACUUAGUAUUUACAGCAGGGUUUGUCUUUGUGAAUUCAGAUGAAAUGUAUUUAAUUUUUUUAUAUUUAUAAAACGUUGAUUUAGGAAUAUUUUGUCAUUAAAAAAUCUGAAAACA
Messenger RNA from Piliocolobus tephrosceles (Ugandan red Colobus), 3442 nucleotides. It is a transcript of the gene GSAP, whose product is annotated as gamma-secretase activating protein. Gene Ontology annotation, cellular component: trans-Golgi network. The record is from RefSeq and is a predicted model, not a curated record. The coding region runs from base 126 to 2840 and encodes 904 amino acids. The transcript has 33 exons. Gene Ontology annotation, biological process: positive regulation of amyloid-beta formation. Lineage: Eukaryota; Metazoa; Chordata; Mammalia; Primates; Cercopithecidae.